Messenger RNA from Harmonia axyridis, 1786 nucleotides. RefSeq names its product mitochondrial enolase superfamily member 1-like. The transcript is spliced from 7 exons. Gene Ontology annotation, biological process: carbohydrate catabolic process; amino acid catabolic process. Lineage: Eukaryota; Metazoa; Arthropoda; Insecta; Coleoptera; Coccinellidae. Gene Ontology annotation, molecular function: magnesium ion binding; L-fuconate dehydratase activity. Bases 303 to 1655 code for a protein of 450 amino acids. The record is from RefSeq and is a predicted model, not a curated record.
AACCUAAUUCCCCAAUUCUGCCCGGUGCAGUUGUUUGAAAUUCGGCAACGUGAACAUUUCACAUUCUGGCGAAAAUAUAGGUGCACAAAGUUGGGCUUACAGCAUCAAAAUUCGUUGGAAUACGGUUGGAAACAGUCAUAAGAUAAUGUCACGAGAUGUUAUGAAUUUGUAAACUGUGUUUGUUCAUAAAUUAGUGAUAAAAUCAAAGUAAUUUAUGGUCAACAUUCCAGUCAGCAACGUUCUUUACUGAAGGAAGGUCGCAGAGAGUUCUAAAAUUAAUUUAAAACAUAUAACGGGACACUAUGAGUACAACGGCUGAAAAAUUGAAAAUUGUGGGUGUUGAUGUGCAAGACAUAAGAUUUCCCACCUCUCUAUAUGCCCAUGGAUCGGAUGCUAUGCACACUGAUCCAGAUUACUCAGCAGUGUACGUAACCGUCAAACUCAGAAAUGGUAUGGAAGGUAAUGGUAUGACCUUCACCUUAGGACGUGGUAAUGAGAUAGUUUUGGCAGCUGUUGAGUCGUUGAAAGACAUUGUGCUAGGACAAGUAGUAACAGACAUUUAUAAAGACUUUGGCAACUUCUGGAGAACUCUGACUAGUGACAGCCAACUCAGAUGGGUAGGUCCUGAAAAAGGAGUAAUCCAUCUUGCUACCGCUGCUAUAGUGAAUGGGCUAUGGGACCUUUGGGCCAAACUGCUCAAAAAACCUCUUUGGAGACUGUUGGCAGACUUGGAACCAGAACAGUUGGUAUCAUGCAUAGACUUCAGGUAUCUAUCGAACGUUCUGACCAAAAACGAGGCCAUAGAACUUCUGAAAAGGGGUAGAGAGGGUAUGGAAUCCAGAAUAGAGGAUUUGGAAGCAAAUGGAUAUCCGGCAUAUACAACACAAGCAGGUUGGAUAGGCUUCACAGACCAGCAGAUGAACGAAGCUGCAAACAAAUACCUAGAUUUAGGAUUCACAGCGUUCAAAGUGAAGGUUGGAAGAAACUUAUAUGAAGACGUCAAACGCUUAGAGAAAAUAAGAGCCCUCAUUGGUUGGGAUAAGACAUUGAUGGUGGAUGCCAAUCAAAUUUGGGAGGUGCAAGAGGCGAUAGACUGGAUGACCCAACUAGCAGUCUACAAGCCUCUUUGGAUAGAAGAGCCCACUUCUCCUGAUGAUGUGUUAGGCCAUGCAGCCAUAGCUACAGCUCUUAAACCGCUAGGCAUAGCUGUAGCAACAGGGGAGAUGUGUUGUAAUAGGGUUCUCUUCAAGCAGUUCCUCCAAACUGGAGCCAUGGAGUUUUGCCAGAUUGAUUCUGCCAGAAUUGGAGGUGUCAACGAGAUUCUUUCUGUUUACCUUAUGGCCCGCAAGAUGAAUGUCAAGGUUUGCCCUCACGCCGGUGGUGUAGGUCUUUGUGAAAUGGUGCAACACCUCCAAAUGUGGGACUACGUAGCACUUUCAGGCGAUAAAGAAGGAAGGAUGAUAGAAUACGUAGAUGAACAUCACGAACAUUUCGAGGACCCAUUGGUCAUCAGAAACGCCUGUUAUAUGCCUCCAAAAGUUCCCGGAUACAGUUCGACAUUGAAGCAAGAAGCAGUUCUGAAAUACAGUUACCCCAAUGGAACAGAAUGGUUAGAGAUGUUCCAGAAGGGACUGUUUCCAAAAGCGAAGAAGUGAUUGAUUGAAUAAAAGACUAGAUUACACUAGAAUUAUAUAUUUACAAAUUGAAAAGGCACUUAUGAGGAUUAAAAUAAGUUAAAUGAUGUAAAAAUUAUUUAUAAAAAUAGGAAUAAAGUUUUUUCUUAUUC